AUGGUUACCAGGCACUAUGAGAAGAAGCGCCUCUAUCUCCAGCACCCUGAGCCCGACUAUGGCAUUGUCCGUCGAAGGGUAACCACCAUCAUCCCCGGGCCUCCACCUCCACCUCCUCCGCCUCCGCCCGUCGUCGCACGGCCGCCGCUGCCGCCUCCACCCAAGCAGGAGCCCAAGCCAGAGCCCAAACCCGAACCCAAGCCGGAAGUGAAGCCUGAGCCUAAGCCUGAGAUCAAGCCCGCUCCCCCUCCUCCACCUCCUCCUGCGCCCGUCCAGAAACCCAAGCCCCCGCCGCCCCCGCCAGAGGAGCCCAUCGAGGUCAUUGCCGUCGACGUUGAGCCUCACAAGAAGAAGAAGAAGCCCAAGUCCCGAUCCCGCAGCCGACACAGCCACCGGUCUCACGACCAUGACCGUGAGCGUAUCAUCGAGCGCGAGAGGAUCGUCCCUAUCCCUGUUCCGGUCCCUGUUGAGCCUCGCUACGACACGUACCGUUAUGUCGAUGGACCCCGGAGGGCUCUGCCCGCUCCUUCACCACCUCGAAGGGUAUCACCCCCAAGGAGGAUGAUAGAGGACGAUCGCACUCGCAUCUUCAUCUCGGACCGAGAGCGUGAAUACUACCGAUGA
Messenger RNA from Fusarium vanettenii 77-13-4, 624 nucleotides. RefSeq lists its product as uncharacterized. NCBI's taxonomy places the organism in Eukaryota, Fungi, Ascomycota, Sordariomycetes, Hypocreales, Nectriaceae. The transcript has 2 exons. The coding region runs from base 1 to 624 and encodes 207 amino acids. The record is from RefSeq and is a predicted model, not a curated record.